Trichoderma citrinoviride is the source of this 2949-nucleotide messenger RNA. RefSeq lists its product as hypothetical. The transcript has 3 exons. The coding region runs from base 1 to 2949 and encodes 982 amino acids. The record is from RefSeq and is a predicted model, not a curated record. NCBI's taxonomy places the organism in Eukaryota, Fungi, Ascomycota, Sordariomycetes, Hypocreales, Hypocreaceae.
AUGUCCGCGCUCUCCUCGGGGCGCAAGACACCAGUAUCGCCGUCGACAACGCCGCCCUCAGACGACUCUCCCCUUUCCAAGGACCUGAAAUCGAGGGUCAAGAAGCGACACUCGCUCGCGCACAUCGACCUGCGCAGCCCUCCCACGCCGCCGCCGCAGUCUGACUAUGGCACGCCGAUAAACGUCGACGCCCCGACCCGAGGUAACCGGAACAGCAGCGCGCGACCCAUGUCCAUGAUCCAGACGUAUCAGCCGCCCGUCAUGGAGGUCACCGAGGACACCAUUCCCGAGCUGCAGCCCAUCUUCUCGCUGCUCAACCACCAUUCCAACAAGCUGUAUCACGAGGGCUAUUUUUUGAAGCUGGAUGAUCAGAAUACCCAGGGCAAACCGAAUCCUGAUAGAACAUGGGCCGAAUGCUUCGCGCAGCUGGUCGGCACCGUGCUCUCUCUAUGGGACGCCGCCGAGCUGGACGCCGCCGGUGAAGACGGAGAAGUUCUUCCCAAGUUCAUCAAUCUUACAGACGCUUCUAUUAAAGUAAUCGAGUCUCUGCCGACCCGUUCAAGCGAUGAGCAGCCGCUACAGAACAUCCUCAGCCUGUCCACCGCUGGCAAGAACCGUUACUUGCUGCAUUUCACCUCUCACGAGUCACUGCUAGAAUGGACAGCCGCUGUUCGACUUGCCAUGUACGAGCAUGCCUGUCUCCAGGAAGCCUACACCGGCGCCCUGAUUGCUGGCAGGGCCAAAUAUCUCAACAACAUCAACAUCAUGAUGGAGAGGUCCAAGUACAAGAUUGAGGCCUGGGUCAGGGUUCGGUUUGGCGCCGGCGUGCCCUGGAGGCGCUGCUGGUGCGUCAUCACGCCCCCCGACGAAAAGGAGUACAACAAGCUCCAAAAGGAGCUGAAGAAGAAGUCGGCCUACGAUCGUUCUCCCGCUCGCGUCGUCAAAGGAGACAUUAAGUUUUACGAUGUGAAGACGGAGGGCAAGAAGCAAAAGAGGACGAAGCCCGUGGCCUCCAUCACCGAGGCCUACUCUGCAUAUGCCAUCUACCCGCAGGCCAAGUCUCUGGUGGACGCCUCGACCCUCAUCAAAAUAGAAGGCAACAUCUCCAUCCACUCCUCGCCUGAGUCGUCUUCGGAAGGCUUCGUCUUCAUGAUGCCCGAGACGCGCCCCGCUGUCAGCGGCUUCGAGACGAUGCUGCGCUUCUUGUUUCCGACAUGGGACACUUUUGGCCUGUACGGCCGCCCGGGCAGGCUCGUCGCCAGCGUGCUGGAUGCCCGUUCGCUCAUGUUCGCCAUGCCCAAGAACAAAAAGUUCGGCUACUUGGAGCUCCAGGACGUGUCGGCGCUCCUACAGGACGAAAAGAGUGCGACAUGGAGCGAGAGGGAGUGGCGGAAGCGUCUCAAGGAGGCCACUGGUACGCGGAUGAACUCGAUCGAAGAUGGAAGCCGGUCUUAUUCCCCAGCCUCCAACAACAGAAACAGCAACAGGAUUAGCUUCAACAAGCCCAGAGUAGUAGGUUUUGCGGGCGACGACUCGAACCGGAUGCGCAAUUCUUCCGACUCGAACCGGAUGCACAAUUCUUCCGACUCCAACAGCCCCAUCUCGAUGGGCUCGAACUCUUCGCCAAACGACCAGUCCCCUCUGGAGAUGGCUGGGCGGGUUGGAAGCUCGAGCUCGGACGAGGGUCGGGCGGUGACGCCGAAUGCUUACGUCGAGCCCAUUGAGACCAGCAUGGGAGUCAACCGCACUCCCGAGCCUGUUGUUCGACCUCCGAAUGUUAUGCGCGAUGCUCACGAUCGCCCGGCGAGCACUCCUUACAACUCAUCCGAACUCCGCCGGGCCAACAACCGCCUGUCCAAUGGCACCCUGGCCCAAAUGGCCAAGGCUGGCGGCAUUGCUUUACCCCAAGUUCCCGACAUUCCCGACGACGAAGAAAACGAGGAAUUCUUUGAUGCUCCGCCUCCGGUUCCGGCCCAUGGCGGUGGCUUCUACUCGGGCGACAACCAGUCUGCUCGGUCUCUGAACCGCCCUCCCAGCCACCAUAGCCACCACAGCUACCGUGACGGCGACCGCCCGCCCACCAACCACUCUCACCGAUCGCAUCAGAGGCAACCGUCUCCCUAUGGCUCGGCAUACGCGCAAGGCCCUUACGAUCAGAGACCGGCUUCCAGAGACGAGUCUCACACGCAAUACCACGCUCAGCGCCCGCUGCCGCCUCCCCACGCGACGUCGUACCCGAAUGAACCAUAUGGAUCCUACAACCCUAGCGCGAGCCCUUAUCCUGGCGGUGGUUUUCCGGGAUACAGCCAGGGACACCCUCAGCGGAAGCCCCUCCCCAUGAGGCCCGAAUCAUCUUACGACAAGCAUCAGAGCAUCACCCCCAACGACAUCAUCGAUCACUAUACUACGCAGUCCCGAGCUCAGUAUGACGGCUUCCUCCCCCCACAGCCGCCGGUUCACCUGGAGUUUGGCCAAGAGCUGCAACAAGAGCUGCAGCAACAGCUGCAGCAACCGUAUGUGGAACGGCCCCGCGCCGGUGUCUUGAAGACGGUGGGCGGCGCUGACCCGGAGGCUCACUACAACCCCGGCUUCGAGAUCCCCGACGUCAACUUUGGCCGAACCGUUAAGUACGGCGUGGCCCCGGUGCUCCGCAAGCCCGCACCGCCUACGCAUGAGCCUCAGGUACCAAAGACGCCGACGCAGCCAAAGGCCAACCACAAGAGACAGGACUCGUCGACUGUGCCCUGGCAUCCGGCCUCACCGACCUCGCCCGGCUCCCAGCGGUCUUUCCGCCUCACUCCCGAGGAGUAUGUCCAGCAUCGUGCCUCCAUCGCCUCGGCUCCCUACGGACACGGACGAACCCUGUCGGCCACAUCGAUCGGCGGCCACUCGGUGCGGCCCUUGUCACCAGCGUCGAUGUACGGCUCAGGACAGCACCGGCAACACUAA